GCCAUUAGUCGCUACAAAUUCAACACAAGAAAUGGUGAAAAUUGGGAGAUCGUACAUCACGGAUCCUCCAAAACUGUCAAACCCGUUCGCAAAAUAUAUUGAAUCAGUCGGUUCCUCCAAAUCUAAGCUUACCUUGCCGUCUUCGUCGUCAUCGUCAUCUCCCAGUGAGCACGUGCCCUUGAAAACAGCGUUAUCGCCGACUUCUCCUCCAUGCCAAUCUUCAGAUCCUCCUGCAACCGUUCCCUCAACUGAAAACAAUUCAAACAAAGAUGUAAUUGCUCAGAAUUCGUUCGAUUUGACCGGCGCUCGAGGUGAAUUUGAGAACUGCAAGAAUUCUGACGAAAAGGCGAAGCUCAAAGCGCGUCUGCAACCGGUAAUUCUUGAUCACUUGCACAGGUUGUCGAAGAUGGAAGCGAAGAGUAAUGUAGGGGCUGAAAUUGCAGAGUUGGUUGAUUUCUUCAAGUUACUAAAUCCUUCAGAUCCGAAAUUCGCGGAGUUUGGUAAUAUAAGUCAUACGAGUCGUGAAGGAGUGAUUAGACUGCACGAAGGAACGUUGCGGAUUAAGGAAUCGCAAGAGAAAUUGCAAUCUGAACUUGCCAAAAUGUCUCUUCCAGCUACAGAAUGAUGUAUAUACCUGUUUGGUUUCUUUUUCCAGAAUUUGUGCCUUGGGUCAGUCUUUCUAGGGUGUUUUUUUUUAAAAAAAAAAAAAAUUUUGUGGUUAAAUUUGUGUUGUGGACGAAAUGUCCCAAAGAUGUGCAUAUUUUGAUUAAUUGUAAUCAUGUUCUAACCUAUCUCUAUCUGGAUGAAUCAUGAAUCAUAGGCUUGACACUUUACACCCAAA
Messenger RNA from Tripterygium wilfordii, 841 nucleotides. RefSeq lists its product as uncharacterized. The record is from RefSeq and is a predicted model, not a curated record. The transcript is spliced from 2 exons. Lineage: Eukaryota; Viridiplantae; Streptophyta; Magnoliopsida; Celastrales; Celastraceae. Bases 32 to 625 code for a protein of 197 amino acids.